AUGAUUAAUUUUCCAAAUGAGAGAUUCAUAACUGAAAACACUGUUGUAUUAGAUUAAAAAUCUAUUUUAGAUGCUUUUUACUCCAACGUUCCACUUCAAAAACGAAAGCUUUUCAAAUUUAGUGCUUAGAGGCCAAAAGAAUCAUCGUAUAGAUAUAUUAACUGUAAUAAGGAAAAAGAUGGUUCACAUUAGACAUGUAUGCUUUCAUAAGUAUAGCUGAUAUCAUCUUUUAUGGAUUAGAAUGAACCUUUUUCUAUAUUUAACUAAUUAAGGUAUUCAUCUACUCAAUAACGCAACAACAGUUAGGAAGAACCACAUAUAUUUUUAUUAGGUAAAAGACGAUUCAAUUCCUGCUAAUUACAAUUUGAUGUCAAUGAUGAGUGCAAGAUAGAAAAUGGAUUUGGGUAAAAUAUCUAAAAAAAUGUGAUUAAAAAAAAAAAAUUUUUAUGUGGAGGAUCAUAUAAGAAAACUAAUUAUGACUCUAGCAGUAGCUUUGAAUAGCAAAGUAAAUGCUAAACUAAAGCAGCUGCGAUCAGUACCGAAGAAAAGGAGUACUCAAAAUUACUGAAAAAAUUCAAAGUUGAAACAAAAUUAGAGUACAAAACUGAGUAUUUAGCAAAUGAAUUAUAUUAAAACGAUUUAUAAGAUUAGUUAACGCAAAUCUAACGACAUACAAAUAGUGGAUUAAAUAAGAAAAAUGACUUAGUUUUGAGAGAAGUUAAAAUCAAUAAAUAACAUUAAAUUACUGAAGCAGAUGCAGCUCAGAAUGAUUUCACUAGAAUGUUGAUAAAGCUCGAAGAUGGUCGAAUUUUAGAGUAAGUUAUUCAUAAUAAGAAAGAGCUUCCUGAAGUGAGUUAUUGGGAUAAUAAAGAACUUGUUUUAAAUAUAUAUUAAGCACAGUAAUCGCUGAACAGCUUUAUUUAAACUAAAUCAAGAAUAAAUUCGCUGUCUGAGCAUUUAUAAAAAUUAAACGAUUGCAUCAUACUGACCUCAUCAGCAAGCGUUGGCAACCAAAUUGAUAAAUUCUUUUCAACAUUAAAUCAAUCUUCUACAUUUUUUGCUUCAACUUAUUAACCUUCUUCCGCUGUCCACUAAAACAAAAUUUAUCAAUCUUCAAAAAAAAAAUUUGAGAUUUAAAAAUCACCAUCUCCAUUUUUAGAAAUAGAUAGUCUUAUCGAUGUGAAGCAAAGCAACAAAUAUCAUGAAUAGUAAAAUAGUAAAAAUAUAAAUACUGAUGAUAGUCUUAGCUUAAGUGAAAUUUCUAAUUUUUAAAGUGAUGGCUUAAGCAGUUUUAAAGAAAAUUUGUGCGAAGUUUCGAAAUACUGCUCUUCUCUCUUCAAAUUUUAGAUAAAAGAUUCUUCUCUUUUGAAGUAGUUUAAGUUCUCAAAACAGAAGAAAACUUUGGCAUAAUAGAAUGAAAGAAUCGAAGAAGAAAGCAUUGAACAAGAUGAAGGUAUUUAGCAGAGUAAAACUGGAGAGUAAAUAAUUAAUUAGAGCCAUGAAAGUAGUAAUAAAAAAUAGUCAAUUUAAAUUUUAUAUGAAAGCAACAAUUCAAAGCUUAAAAGAUAUGGCAAAUAUCAUAAUUUAAAUAAACUGUUUAUGUACAAUGUCCUUAAUAUGUAUACGAAUUCUAACCUAUACAAUUUUGGAGUACCCGAGAGUAUUUCAAACAUUCUUUAGUUAGUUAUUUAGAGAUUAAAAAUUAGCGCUAAAAAAUAUUCAAAUGUAAAUUAGAAACUACCAUUUAAUUACUUCUCUCAUUCCCAUUAUAAUGUCUUGUUUCUCUAGCUGUCUCAGUGUAAUAUAAAGGAGUUGAAAUAACAAUAAGAAAUAGUUUAGCUUUAUAAAUACUGCUAUAGCAUAGAUUUAAUUGAUGACGUGAUUCCUCAUUAGCUGUCUUAUAUUAACCUAAUAAAAGCGUAUUUCUUUUAAAUAUUCAUAAAGUGUAUCAAUUACGAAGAUAUUUAGACCGAAAAAGCUCAAAAAUAAGACUCACGUGAUUUGUAUACAUUAAAAGUAGUAAGAGGAAUAAGGAAGCUAGCUUCUGGUUAGAUAAUAAAACGCUUUUGA
This is a messenger RNA of Tetrahymena thermophila SB210, 2070 nucleotides long. RefSeq lists its product as hypothetical. The transcript is spliced from 3 exons. Lineage: Eukaryota; Ciliophora; Oligohymenophorea; Hymenostomatida; Tetrahymenidae. The record is from RefSeq and is a predicted model, not a curated record.